CUGCUGAGCGGCGCGGAGCGGAGCUGCCGCCUCCCCGCGUCCCGCCCGGCCUGCGCCGCGCUCCCCGGCACCAUGAACCGGCUCGGCUCCGGCCCCGUGGGCAGCGCCACUGCCGCCCCCGCCGCCGGCCAGUACCGGGUGUGCGGCAUUUGCCGGAAGGUGCCGAGACAGGAAAAAAGAGUACAAGUCUCCCCACCGCUGACAAGAGGACCAAGUGCCUUUAUACCAGAGAACGAAGUUAUGCAAGCAAAUGGUUUGGAUGAACGUACUAAUCUUCUUGUGGAAGAAUAUUCUACGUCUGGUCGCCUGGACAACAUCACACAGGUCAUGAGCAUCCAUACUCAGUACCUGGAGUCUUUCCUGCGCAGCCAGUUCUACAUGCUGCGCAUGGAUGGGCCCCUUCCUUUGCCCUAUAGGCACUACAUUGCUAUAAUGGCUGCUGCCAGACAUCAGUGUUCCUACCUAAUAAAUAUGCACGUGGAUGAGUUUCUGAAGACUGGUGGGAUUGCAGAGUGGUUGAACGGUUUGGAAUACAUUCCCCAAAGACUGAAAAACCUGAAUGAAAUAAACAAGCUCCUUGCACACCGGCCCUGGCUCAUCACAAAAGAGCACAUUCAGAAACUUGUCAAGACUGGGGAAAAUAAUUGGUCUCUUCCUGAGCUGGUGCAUGCUGUUGUCCUGUUGGCACAUUAUCAUGCCUUGGCAAGUUUUGUAUUUGGUAGUGGCAUUAAUCCAGAGAGAGAUCCGGAUACAUCUAAUGGAGUCAGACUUAUAGCAGUCAACAACUUCUGUGUCUGUGAUCUUGCCAAUGACAACAACAUAGAAAAUGCAUCCCUCACAAGUAGCAACUUUGGGAAUGUCAUGGUGUUUUUGCAGAUUGCAGAUUCUUUAAGUGAGCUGGAAGCCUUAAUGGAAAGGAUGAAGAGGCUACAAGAAGAUAAAGAGGAUGAAGAAGCCUCUCAGGAAGAAAUGGCAACUCGCUUUGAAAAGGAGAAGAAGGAGAGUCUGCUAGUAAUUAGUGGAGCAUUUGAUGAUGAAAUAGUUUCUACAGAUGUCUCCCGCUAUAUUGAAGAUCCUGGAUUUGGGUACAAAGACUUCGCAAGGCGAGGAGAGGAUCAUCUGCCAACGUUCAGAGCUCAGGAUUAUACUUGGGAAAAUCAUGGCUUUUCCCUUGUAAACAGGCUUUAUUCUGAUAUUGGGCAUCUCCUCGAUGAGAAGUUUCGAAUGGUAUAUAACCUCACAUAUAACACUAUGGCAACACAUGAAGAUGUUGAUACAACUACGCUACGAAGAGCUUUAUUUAACUAUGUCCACUGUAUGUAUGGAAUCAGGUAUGAUGACUAUGAUUAUGGAGAAGUUAAUCAGUUACUUGAACGCAGCCUGAAGGUUUACAUAAAGACAGUGACCUGCUACCCAGAGAGAACUACCAAGCGCAUGUACGAUAGUUACUGGCGUCAGUUCAAGCACUCGGAGAAGGUUCAUGUCAAUCUACUUCUAAUGGAAGCUCGUAUGCAAGCGGAACUUCUGUAUGCCCUUCGUGCCAUAACUCGUCACUUAACCUGAAGCAUCCGCUGGGCAGGAGUAAAGGAGUUUUACUGAGUAUGUAAAGACCUUUUGAAAUAGAUACACACCAGAAGCUGUUUGUGAUGUAGCAUCAGGUUAUUCAAUUCUCUAGUGUCAAAGUUUAGCCGUGCUUCUUGGCGGCUGUAAUGUGCAAUGACGUGUUUUAUUUUUCUUGAUGCUUAACAUUACUAAUGAUAACAAAAGUAACACUGAGGAGCACUACUCUGCAUUGUUUCCGGCUGGAUUUCUGCGCAGUGGUCAGGAUCCUGAAACUGGUUUUGUUAUAUCCAAUCCUAGCGCUUUGUUCUUUAAGCACCGGAGUGAAGUGCUUAGAGACUUCUUUUUCCAAGCAAUCAUUUUUCAGAUUAGUGGAGUCCAGCAGGAGAUGGGUUCUGCCUGAGAACACACCGCCACGUUGUGACCCGUGACGGAGACACGCGGGCUGCGUUGCAUUGGAUUGCCCACUGGAUUCUCCUGUGUCUCCUGGAGAUGGCUUGCCAGUCACUGUCUUACUACAGCAAUUGAAGGUGAUGCGAGAUGUGGAUGCGAACAUUGAGCACACUGCUAAUGUGAAAUGAAUCAUGAUAAAUCCUACAGCAUGCUACUGAAGUACAAAAUUCAUCUGCUUUGUCGUGCCCCUUCCCAAGAGAAGAGGCCUCACGAUUUCCCAUUUCAGCCACACUUACUGUGUUUUCAAUCAUGCAUAAUCUUGUUUUACUGACAGUCACCCUCAGUUGUCCUUACAAUAUCCAUGUUCAUCACGUGUUGCAAUUUGUUUAGUUGGCACCUAUAAAGUUAAUACACAGGCUGACCAAAAACAGGGUGGUGGGUUUUUUUGCACUCUCUUCUUUCUCAAUGUUCUACCUAAGGAAAGUAAAGGAAGGCUAGCAUAUCUGUUCUUUCAUAUUGGAUGUGUAGAAAUUUAUUUCCCAUAACUUUUUCAUAGCAUGAAAUUUUAAUACUUAAAGAAGUUUCUAUGCAUUAGUGUGAGUGAACAAAAGAAAAGUGCAAUAUUUAAAAAGAAAGCAAGCUUUUCUCCCUAUCAUGCCACUGCUAAAGUGUCCUUCUUAUAUAGCCAUAAAGAAAUUUUAAAACCAAAUUUCUUUAUUGUCUAAGGCCUAGCAGUUUUGCUUUAGCUUUUAUGGCUUCAGACAACCUGAUACUGAGAUGCCAAAGCAUCCCCAAAACAAAGCAUUCUUGGACAACCAGUAAUAUUGGGGAAGGGAAGAAAUAAGCUGCCAAAAAUGUCACACACUUUUGUGCUGUUUUCUGUUGCUUUCAGCUAAUUUCUAAGAGCACAAAAUGUUGAUAUUUAUAGCUUUAUUUUGUAUUGCAUUUAAUGAACCAGUGAAGUGCCUAAAGAGAUGCUUAAACUUACCCAGUAGGAUGCAAGUUGUCACCGCUUCAGUUUCCAUCUGUUGGUUUGGGCUUUUCAUGUUUCUUUGAGGAGGGUGACCUUUAUUUCUGUUGCAUACAUUCAAAACUAACUGGAUAGGUUUAUUUUUAAUGUGCCAUUGAACUGUACAAGUUAAUACAGGACUUUUUUCCAUUGGUGAUUGCAGAAUAGUU
Molecule: messenger RNA, 3132 nt
Organism: Melopsittacus undulatus (budgerigar)
Lineage: Eukaryota; Metazoa; Chordata; Aves; Psittaciformes; Psittaculidae
Gene: SESN3
Product: sestrin 3
Exons: 10
Coding region: 73-1563 (496 amino acids)
Biological process (GO): regulation of response to reactive oxygen species; negative regulation of TORC1 signaling; positive regulation of macroautophagy
Cellular component (GO): nucleus
Molecular function (GO): oxidoreductase activity, acting on peroxide as acceptor; L-leucine binding
Source: RefSeq, a predicted model, not a curated record